CUAAGGAGAGAAAGAUAGGGUUGGGUUUUUUGGGGGGGGGGGGGCGGGUGGCGGGAGGUGGAGGGAGGCGGGCUGCGGGAGGGGGGAGGGAAAGGGAAGGGGACGCUGUUUUCCCCGUAGCUCUCUUCCGGUGGGCGCUGCGUGCCCGGAAGUCUCUCUUCUGGCUGAGAGAUCGGGUUCGCGCGAAGUCCGGGUAACCUGGGACUCGCCUGACGGUGGCAGAUGCCAUGGGUGGGAAGAACAAGCAGCGGACGAAGGGAAAUGUGAGGCCCUCAAACAGUGGCCGUGCUGCAGAACUCCUUGCAAAAGAACGUGGAACAGUACCUGGAUUUAUUGGUUUUGGGACAUCUCAGAGUGACUUAGGCUAUGUUCCUGCUGUACAAGGAGCAGAAGAAAUAGAUAGCCUGGUAGAUUCUGAUUUCCGGGUGGUCCUACGAAAACUUUCCAAGAAAGAUGUCACAACAAAAUUGAAAGCUAUGCAAGAAUUUGGGACAAUGUGUGAUCAAAGAGAGGCAGAGGUUGUUAAAGGUGUGCUUCCAUAUUGGCCAAGAAUUUAUUGCAAAAUUUCUCUUGAUUAUGAUCGUCGUGUUCGAGAAGCCACGCAAAUAGCUUUUGAAAGACUUAUCCUAAAAGUAAAGAAACAUUUGGCACCUCAUUUAAAAAGUCUUAUGGGAUAUUGGCUAAUAGCCCAAUGUGACUCUUAUGCCCCAGCUGCAACUGCGGCAAAACAAGCAUUUGAAGCAGCUUUCCCUCCAAGCAAGCAGUCUGAAGCAUUAGUGUUUUGUAAAGAUGAAAUUAUUAAUGUGCUACAGGAUCAUCUUCUAAAAGAAACACCAGAUACACUUAGUGACCCACAAACUGUUCCAGAAGAAGAAAGAGAAGCCAAAUAUUUUAGAAUUUUAACUUCUUCCCUGUUGGCUUUAAAGAAAUUGCUUUGCAUGAUGCCUGCUAGUGAGAUGGACUCUGUAGAGGAGAAACUUAAACCUCUUCUAGCACACAGCAAAUUUUGGAAGUAUGGAAAGCAUCAUUCACCCCAGGUCCGUUCAGCUUUUUUUGAGUUAGUUUCUGCCCUUUGCCAGUAUAUUCCUAAGUCUAUGAAAGCUGAAUCAUCCAGAGUUUCUCCUGCAGUUCUUGCCAACAUUGAUGAAAUUGAUCCAGUGGUUUGUCCAUCUCUUUGGGAAGCUGUGCUUUAUAUCCUUACGACUAUUGAGGACUGUUGGAAUCAUGUAAAUGCAAGUAAAAAUGUGUUUCCCAAGCUAUCAACUAUGCUUAGUGAAGGAGGAAGAGGCCUAGCUACAGUCAUAUAUCCUUAUCUCUUGCCUUUUAUUAGCAAGAUCCCUCAUUUUUCAACAGACUUAAACUUGGAAUUCUUCAGAGAUUUUUUUACUUAUAUAACUCAAGGAUUAUCAACAGAACGAAUCCUAACCAGCCAUUCAGACUGCUCAGCAUUAAUAUCUGCAUUUUUUGAAUGUUUACGGUUUAUAAUGCAACAAAAUUUAGGUGUAAAAGAAGAAUCAGUAAAAAUGCAGAAGAUGCUUAUCAAUGAUCAGUUGAUCCCUUUUGUUGAUACAGCGCUAAAUGACCCAAGACUGCAGAAUGAACAACUCUAUGAUCAGUUAGCAGAAACACUAAAUUCCUGGGAAAAUAAAGCAGAGACCCAUGGAGAUGAUAGAGUAGUCGAUACCUUGAAGAAUGUGCUGAAAACUUUCUGGGCAAAUCUAUCAGAUAUUUGUCUUCAGAAAAUUGCUUCACAAGAAGCUGAUGAGAAAUCACUCUUGGGUCUAGCUAGCUUAUUACAAGUUCUUCAGAAGGCAGAAAACUCAGGGAAACAAAACCAAAAAAAAGUUCCCAAGGCCCGAAUUAUAGAUGGGGCGCCAGAAAGUAGCACAGAGAACAGAAAAGAGAUCUCUUCAGAAGAGGAGAAUGCUGAAGAGCUUGAUCCCAGUUGGGAUCAGAAGUUUCCAGUUCAUAUCUCUCAACUAAGGAAUGGACCUCUGUAUGACUUGGUUUGUAAUCUUGCCGGAAGGAGUGUUGCACACAUCAGUGGAAUGAAGUCGAGGAAGCAUUUAAGCUUUCUUUCUUCUCUUCUGAACUCCUUUGCUUCAAGUGAAGUAUUCAAAGUGAUGUUGGAAUUACAAAACGAAAAAUGUAACAUCGAUGUCAAUACUGUACCUCAAGAACUAGUAAGAAGUGUCCGUGAAAACCCUGCAGUACGAUUUAUGUAUGAAAAACUAAUAAAUUGGCUCAGUGAAGACAAGAAGCAAAAUACUGAUUUUCUGGUUGAUAUUUUAUACAGCAUCCUCUAUUGCUGUGAAAGUAAUUCAGAAAGAAAAACUAUACUGGAUGAUUUAACAAAGUUGGAUCUGAAAUGGAAUAUUAUUCUUCGGAUUAUACAAAAGGCAUGCUCAGGUUCUGAUAAACACUUGUUAGUAUCUACUUGGCUAAAGGGAGAUAUUCUAGGAGAGAAAUUGGCAACUUUGGCUGAUCAUUUGUGUAAUAAGGACUUGGAAGUGGAAGACUCUUCAGAAUCCUUUACCUCAGAAAGAUGGACCCUUUUAAGUUUGGUAUUGUCUCAGCAUGUUAAAAAUGAUUACUUGAUUGGAGAAGCGUAUGUUGAAAGAAUUAUCAGUAAACUUAAUGUAGCUCUGUCCAAAGCAAAGACUACUUCAGAAGCUGGAAAUACUGAGCCGUCAGUAUCUUUCAUCUGUGAUGUGGCCUCUAACUUUUUCAUCUCUGUGAAAGGGUGUUGGUUAAUGCCAUCAUCGGAAGAGUUGUUAUUAACCGUCUUUCAGUUGUGUGCUCAGAACCAGGAUAUUUCACACUUAUCAGACUCUCUUGUCAGUAAACUGAAGUGCACUUGGCUAUGUGGCUUACAUUCACUAGUUCAUCAGUUUGGAAAUGCAAAUACACAGAGCACUUUCUUGCACUCAUCUGCCCUUUGGCUCAAGAACCAAAUUCAGUCUACAUCCUUGGAUGUCAAAAGUCUUCAAGUGAUGAUGUCCACUGUGGAUGACAUACUAACUAGCCUUCUGGAAGCACAUAAUGCACUUCUUCUGCUGAGACUUUUUGUUGAAAAUAUAAUGCCAAGUGAUAGUGAAUGGGAAAAUAUGAGGCAUUCUCUUUCAACACAGUGGUUGCAUAAACCUCUUUUGGAAGGAAGAUUGAGUUUGAACUAUGAGUACUCUAGAACAGAUUUCAAAGAAUACACUACACUGCAGCUUCCAAGCCAUUUGUGUACUACAGCAUUAUUAAGCAAAGUAGUCUUGUUGACUCUGAAGGAGGAAAUAAUUCUUGAACAGAAUAAAACUGAAAAAAUAAUUGCAGAAUUGUUUUAUUCAUUGCAAUGGUGUGAAGAAUUAGAAAAUCCAUAUAACAUGCUAAUUGAAUUUUGUGAGAUGCUUCAAGGAAUGGGUAUAACUUAUGAUAAUUUAAGUGUUCUUUGCAACUUAUCUGGACUGCUUGAGCUGAUAUUUAUCAGAUCCCGGGACACUGGAACACUUUGGUCUCUAACUAUUUCUAAAUUGAUGCAUUCUAAGAACAUUUUGCCUGAUGAAGUUAAACAACUGUAUAAGACAACAGAAGGGUUUUUUCCAGUAACAGAAGGUAGUUUGCAUACUGUUCAGUGUCUCUGUCCAUUUUUGCCUUUAGAAGAUAAGGAAGAACUGGUUAUCCAGUGUACAGCUAGGCUUUUGACAUGCACAAAGAAAGAUCUUUGUAAUAUCGAUGGAAGUUUUGGAUACCUUUCCAUUUUGAAUUCUUGUCUGAAAACAGGAAGCAUUGAUGGUAGAGAGAAACUUUAUGGAAUACUAAAAAUUAUAAUGUCAUGGAAGAGUGAUCAUGAAGAUAUCUUUCUUUUUAGCUGCAGUUUGAAAGAAGCAAGUCCUCAACUACUUGGUUUGAAUAUAGAAAUAAUCCACUUACUUUCCAUAUUAUUGAAGUAUUCUUCAUCUCUUUUAGUGGAUAGUGACUGGGACUUCAUCAUGUGUUCAAUGUUGGCUUGGUUAGAGACGACAAGUGAAAAUCAUGCCCUGUAUCCCGUCCCACUUGUACAGCUGUUUGCCUGUGUUAGCUGUGAUUUGGCCUGCACGCUGAGUGCUUACUUUAGUUCUAUAAGCAGCAAUCUUCCUGUAAACCUAAUCAGUGAAUGGCAUGACUUUUUUUCUGAAGGCAUACACAAUUUACUUUUACCCCUUUUGGUGAAGAUUACAGAAGAAAGCAAAGAUACAUCAGAAACAUCUUUUCAGAAUUCAGUGCUGAUACCUUUGGGCGAAACUCUAACAUACAUCUCAAAGGAUCAACUGCUCAAUCACAAACUCUCCGUUAGAUUAACUUCUGACCAAAAGACAAACCUUCCGGAAAGGCUCCAGACUUUGUUAAAUACACUAGCCCCAUUACUUCACUUCAGAGCUAGACCUGUGCAAAUUGCAGUUUAUCAUAUGUUAUAUAAGUUGAUGCCUGAAUUGCCAAAGUUUGAUGAUGAUGAUCUUAAGUCUUAUGUUGAUGAAGAAGAAGAACCUGCUUUGUCACCACCUGCAGCUUUGAUGACUGUCCUUGGAAUCCUGGAAGAUUUAUUAGAAAACAUCUUGGAGUGCUUCCCUGUUGGAGAGUGUGUCGUUAUUCAGCCAUUAAGUGAGGAGUUCUGCUACGUUUUGGGGUACCUCCUCACGUGGAAAUUAAUACUUACCUUUUUCAAAGCAUCUACGUCUCAGCUUCGAGCCCUUUAUUCGUUGUAUCUUAGAAGAACAAAGAGUUUGAAUAAGCUGCUCUACCAUCUGUUCAGGCUAAUGCCACAAGUACCCACCUAUGUAGGGCCAGCUGUUGAGCACCCAAAUAAGGAGAUGAAAACGUUCUUCACAGAAGAGCUCCAUCUGCACGUUAGAGAGACAGCAACCCUUUCAUCACAGAUUCCCCACUUGGCUUGUUCUGUCUAUCAAAUCACACUAAAAGAUUUGCCAGCCAUGGUUAGACUUUGGUGGAAUAGCUGUGAGAAGCGUGUUUUCAAUGUGGUAGAUAAAUUUACAAGCAAGUACGUGAGCAAUAUGCUUUCUUUUCAAGAAAUAUCUUCUGUGCAAACAAGUACACAGCUAUUUAAUGGCAUGACGGUAAAAGCUCGCUCUACCACACGAGAAGUCAUCGCUACUUACUCAGUGGACGACAUAUUCAUCGAACUUAUUAUUCAGCUCCCUUUGAACUACCCUCUGGGCUCGAUAACCGUGGAAAGUGGGAAAAGAGUUGGAGUGGCCGUUCAGCAGUGGCGAAACUGGAUGCUGCAGUUAAGCACGUACCUCACUCAUCAGAAUGGAAGCAUUAUGGAAGGGUUAGCCUUGUGGAAAAAUAACGUGGACAAACGUUUCGAAGGUGUCGAAGACUGCAUGAUUUGUUUCUCAGUCAUUCAUGGUUUCAACUAUUCUCUUCCCAAGAAAGCUUGCAGAACAUGCAAGAAAAAAUUCCAUUCAGCCUGUUUGUACAAAUGGUUUACAUCUAGCAACAAAUCUACCUGUCCACUGUGCCGGGAAACAUUUUUCUGAGAGAGACUAUUUCAUUCAGAAACUACUGAAGUUAAACCAGGUUGCUCUAUCAUUCUCAUCAAACAUUUUAAAUGCUGAAGAAGCCAUUUUCAUACGAUUAUUUCUGAAUAGGAUCAACCAGAAAAUUCCAUUGUUUAUACGAUGAUCCUAGAAUCAGGUUUACUUGCCUUUAUAUUGUUUUGUAAAGCAUUUGGAAGCUUUUCCUUGGCAAAAAAUAUUGGCAAAUUUACAAUGUAAAAACUCAAGUUUAUUUUAAUGUGCAUAUUAAAAAAUAAAUAUGAAAAUAACAAAACAACAGAA
Monodelphis domestica (gray short-tailed opossum) is the source of this 5828-nucleotide messenger RNA. RefSeq names its product listerin E3 ubiquitin protein ligase 1 (gene LTN1). The record is from RefSeq and is a predicted model, not a curated record. Gene Ontology annotation, molecular function: zinc ion binding; ribosomal large subunit binding; ubiquitin protein ligase activity. Lineage: Eukaryota; Metazoa; Chordata; Mammalia; Didelphimorphia; Didelphidae. Gene Ontology annotation, cellular component: RQC complex; cytosol. Gene Ontology annotation, biological process: ribosome-associated ubiquitin-dependent protein catabolic process; rescue of stalled cytosolic ribosome.